Molecule: messenger RNA, 5941 nt
Organism: Manduca sexta (tobacco hornworm)
Lineage: Eukaryota; Metazoa; Arthropoda; Insecta; Lepidoptera; Sphingidae
Gene: Rbp6
Product: RNA-binding protein Musashi homolog Rbp6
Exons: 15
Coding region: 168-1229 (353 amino acids)
Cellular component (GO): cytoplasm
Molecular function (GO): RNA binding
Source: RefSeq, a predicted model, not a curated record
GGCGGCGGCCGCUGCGUGGAGGGGUGCGCCGCGGCGCGCCAGUCUCGUGCCGGUAGUCGGUAGUGCAGCCGAGCGACUCCGGGAGCCGUCCCCGCCGCGUCGUCGCUCGUUCGUAGUCGUAGUGCGCCCGCCGCCCGGCCCGCCCCGCGUGCCGGCGCCCGAGCCCCAUGGAGACCCAGAACCAGGAUGCUACCCGAAGCCCCGGCGAAGUGCCCAACGACCCGGGGAAGAUGUUCGUCGGAGGGCUCAGCUGGCAGACUAGUCCAGAAAGCCUCCGGGACUACUUUAGCAAAUUCGGCGAAAUCACAGAAGUUAUGGUUAUGAAAGAUCCAACAACGAGGCGGUCGAGGGGCUUCGGUUUUAUCACAUUCGGCGACCCAGCUAGCGUAGACAAAGUUUUAGCACAAGGAACACACGAAUUAGAUGGCAAAAAGAUUGAUCCCAAAGUGGCCUUUCCCAGAAGAGCACACCCAAAGAUGGUUACCAGAACAAAGAAAAUCUUCGUUGGUGGGCUAUCGGCCCCCACGACGCUGGAAGACGUUAAGAAUUACUUCGAACAGUUUGGACCGAUUGAGGAUGCCAUGUUAAUGUUCGACAAACAAACCAACAGGCACAGAGGUUUUGGAUUCGUCACAUUUCAAAGCGAAGACAUAGUAGACAAAGUGUGCGAAAUACAUUUUCACGAAAUUAACAACAAAAUGGUGGAAUGCAAAAAGGCACAACCAAAAGAAGUCAUGCUCCCAGCAAACCUGGCGAAGACGAGAGCCGCCGGUCGCGGCGCGUACGAUUUCAUGUGGUCAUUGGGUGCUCUUCCUGACGGUUUUCCCGCAGCGUACGCCGCCUACGCGGCAGGACGUAGCUAUUCGGGCUAUCCUAGCUUCGGGCUGCCAUAUCCAGCAGUUGACCUGACCAACGGACAACUCACACCGAACAACAACACACCGCUGCUAGCGCAAGCGCUCUCAGUGAUGAACAACUACCAAGCUGCAGCGGCUGGGUUUGGGCCGCCGGCGUCUCCGCACGCGGCGGGCGGCCGCGCUGGGUUUCCGGCGGCGAGCUCGCCGGGUCCUGCGCUCGAUGUGUAUGGCUCCGCUGCCGACAGCGUCGGCUACGUCCAAGCCGCCAGCCCCCAGCCCUCCGGCUUUCCCGCGAUCGCAGUGAGCCGUGCGCCCCUCAAUUACACCCCGGGACCCCUGAUUCCUGCGGCUUUUACCAACGGUUAUCAUUGAAAGUGUUAUAGCACAAAUAUUUUACGUGGCGAGCGGUGUGGCGACGCGUAGCGUUUUCGAGCGCUCGGCACUAUCCAGCGGCCGGCAGCCUCGCAGCCGCCAUCGCCAGCCGCCGCUCCCGCGCCGCGCUCCUCCAGUCGUCGCCAGCGCCCCCAUCAGCGCACAAACAACCCGGCGCACUCCGGCUGAACCCCCAGCUCGGCAUCGCUCGGGUCACCCCUCCACCGCGGCGUCUCACACAAUCCCCCUCCUCGACCCAUUUCCCCAUCUCGACCCUUCAUACCCGCAGACCCGGUCAUCAUGACCCCAUCUAUUGUAAAUAACUUUUUGUCGUGUGAACGAGAGAUAGUCUAUCGAUUGAACAGGUAUUUUUUCAAAUUUUUCUCGCUUUCGACUGUACCGUAGAUGUGUUGUCAGAGUAAUAAACGAUUUAAACUACAAAAAAAAAAUACAUUUCAUAAUUAUAUAAAAUGCAUCUAGACUAUUUUAUUGCAGGGAGGUAUAUCUUAAAAUAUUUUAUUAUUCAUAGUUAAUAACAGUUGUAAGGUGUAACCCGGUCCUGGACGCGCGGGCCAUUAAUUUCCGUAGUAGACUCUCGAUCUGUUUCCGCCACCGUACUCGUGUCCAUCGGCGAGCGCGUUAGGGUUCGUUCAGACACGCUGCGCCGGACCGCGCCGGACUGCGUCGGACCGCGCCGCCGCCGCACUCGCCUCGGCUGGAGGCCGGAGACAAUAACGCGGUGCGCGCGACACACGCGCUACCGCCGCGCACCUCCUCGCUCGUCCACCAACACAUAUUUUAUUCUAUCUAUUUUUAAUAUUAAUGUCAAAUAUUAACGUAAUUAUUGUACUACUAUGUAUUACGCAUAUUUUACCUAUGAAUGUAAUUAUUUUCGCCUAAUUCGAAAUGUAUAAUAUCACCUCUUUGAACGGCUGUUCUGUUUCAGUAGCGAACGAGUUUCUCGAUUACUUCCGUAUAAGACUAUGUUAGUUACGCGUAUACAUACUUUCUAAUAAUAAUAUGUAUUAUGAUAUAAAAUUUUAUCCUAAGGAUAAUAUGAUCAUAUUUACGAUUCAUAAGGACAUUUGGAAUGCUAAGUCGGAACAUUUCACAAUAUCUCUCAUGGCGUUAAGAUAAUAAUUCGUUUCUAUCUUGUACCUUUGACGUAGGUAUUGUAAUUAUAAUAAAUAACAAUUUUGUGCAUUACGUAAUAUUUCAUUGUUUCUUACGAUUGUAUUUACCGUAAUUUAAGACCACUGUUUAAACGAAUAUCGAGACUCCACCUAAUACGCGGGGUCACACAGUACUUAGUUGUAUCUAAAAUUUUAAUCAAAAUAAUAACCGUAAAUUUACGUACAGACGUUAUAGUCACACGACGCAGACAUUUCAAUAAAAUAAAGACAGGGAUAAUUAAAAAAAAAUCAGCCAAAGGCGCAGGUUUGAGGUAAUAGAAUAAAAUAUGAAGUCAAUUCAUUAAUCAUAUUCGUUAGGUACUGGAGACAUUUUUAAUCGACCACUUUUGUCUAGUUUGCAGCAGUCAGGGAACUUACUGCGCGGCAUGCGCGUAGCAUACGUCACGCGUCCACUGCUAGUGGCACGCUACGUCAUCUACGUUGUCUACGCCGUAGCAGUCGUUAGCAGACGUUAGCAGGCGUUAGCAGGCUGCUGUAGGUACUGUCGGACGCUCGUCGCUCAAACCGCGCAAGCGCUCGCCGCUCGCUACACACAUGCACUCGGUUGCAUUCAUUCGUUAUUUACUAUUAUUAUAACUCAUUACUUACAUCAAUUAAACAUUAAUAUUAUAAAUCUACCUAGGUAUUAAAUUUUAGGUAAUAAUAAUAAACAAUCUUUUAAAUGCUAUUAUUAUAUAAAUACGUUAUAAAUAUAAAUGUUUCCUGUUACAAAAAAAAAUAUUGAAAAUGAUACGAAAUAAAUCAAUAUUCUUUUUAAAGGUAAUUUAUUACUUAUGAGUACGUAGUUAAUUGAAUAAUGGAGUGUUAGACGGAGUGCGGCCGUCGCCGGGCGGCGCGCUCGCUUCGCGUUUUAUGUUCGUUCGUGCCGAGUUCGUUCGCAGUGACGAGGUGACGUGCGGCUCUGGGCGCACAAGCCGACCCCGGUCCGACACCGGUCCGACGCCGUUCCGACGCCGACCCGACACCCGGCCAGCACUGGCAAGCAUCAGCCGCCACGCCGCACACACCGCAGGAGACGCGACCGCGAUUAUGUUGUUAUAAACGUUAGCUAGGAAAUUGAUAAUGAAAUCGAAAGGUGUGAGUCUAUAGGACGGUCGGAAUAUCGAUAUCAUACCUAACAAAUUAACGUAAUUAUUUGUUUUAUAUUUACGGUGUUAUAGGUAUUUAAGACAUUUUUUCUUAGAAUAUUUAAUUAUUACGAUGAGAUGUUAUAAUUGUUAGGCCCGGGCCGGCGGCGGGGGGGCGCGCGCCUCGCCGUCGUCGGCCGUCUCAUUCACUUUCACAUCCUCACUAUAAUUAUAUUUUCUUACCAACCUUUUUAAUGUAGGAGAAGCGCACACGGCCGCUUGUCCCCGUGCGAGUACGAGUACAAACAAACAAACGUAAAAACAUAUAGUGAGUUCGUAUCGCCGCGUUCGUGAGAAGCCAUCGGUUCGCCGCGAUUGCAUCGAGACGAUACAUAAUGACAAUUGUAUAUACGAGUAAAUAGUUAGCCGCAUGUGUAAAAACACGUUAGGUAGGCGUCACACUACGGCGCAUAGUUUGCGACCGACGUUACGUCGCGCAUUGUCUGACGGCCAUUUGACAUACGUGACACGCCGACAUCAUGCAGACUUUAUCGGCUUAUGUACACUACACUUAACGUGCCUCUAUAUUUCUCUCUGCCGCAGCAUUAACUAAUCAAUGAUUUAUUAUAAUAGCACGAUAUGCCUUACUUUUCUGACCACCAUAUAACUGCAUUUGGCUCUACUUCGUACCAAAUUAAACACCUAAUAUAAAUUGGUAAUUCAGCGAAGGCCGUUAAUAUAUUGUACAACGAUAAUAGUUUGGCGCAACGCUUAGUCGAUACCAUCUGGUCGAUAUUAGAUUCAUUCGAGCUGCAAUCAGGAUUAGCUUGACGGAUGAUUAGUUUGUUGUUGUUAUCAUUUGUUGAUACAGUUCAUGAGUUGUUUCGUUAGUUUCACCCUUAGGGCGUCUAUGUGCGGGCCAUAUUGCGGACACAUACAUCAAAACAUUUUCGCUAAGCACACCUCGCUGGCCUAUCAAUCCACAAUAUAUUUACUAGAUAUUUGAAAACAACCGUUUAUGUCUCUAUUAAGAUUUACCAAAUAUAUUGGUUAUUUAUGGCACAGUGGGCGAAUAAUUUGAAGAUUUAACCGCUAUAUGGCCCGUAUUUCAGGAGCCAGACCGCUGCGCCGCGGCCGGCGCGACCGCGCGGCUGGCAAGCUGUCCCGCGCGGUCGCCGGCGGCCGCGCGCCGUCUCUCUCGCUUGUUCGUGUACGCGAUAGUUUAUUUCAGUCAUCAUUUAGAUGUGUUCUAUAUCAGAAUAAAGACUACGUAAUGAUAAGCGAGAUCUCAAAUUUAUUUUUAAAAUUCGUUAUGUGAUCCUAAUAUUGCGACUUAUCGUAUGUGUAAUAAAAUUAAAUGAAAAGAUAAUUUAUCAUAUUAUAUUUUGUAUAACGACAUUCUACAUUAUUUUACACUCGAUCUACUUUAUAUUGUUAAAGAUAAUAAUUAAUUUUAAUCUAAUAACGUGACAGACUGGUAAAGUUCGUAGAGUCGCCACGGCGGCCAUAGUCCAAGUAGCUUUGCAUAAUCGGCGAUGGCCAACGUUAACGUUUCAAGGACCAAAGGUAUAGUUAUUCGCGUAGAACCGGACGCGCAUUGGCUCCACACGAACCAACUCCAACCGAUCGGUUGUUUCACUGCAGCAUCAGAGCGUGUCUAUGAGUAAGCUAUGAGAAUCACGACGGCGGGCUGAGGCCAGCGCCGGCGCCGGCGCUCGCGCACUCCCGCCCGCUCCCAGCUCCCCGGCACUGGCACCCGGCGGCCGGCUUCCGGCUCCGGCACCGGCACCGACUCCGGCGCCGGCACCGGCACCCCGGCACCCCCUCCCGCCCCGCGCAACGCCGCCCGCUUGGUUUCGUUCUCGCGGUUACUUCUCGAUUGCGUGCUUCGCGUGCUGACUGAUUUUCUAUAGCAAUAAAAAUCAAUUACCUAAGAUUUUACAUUAAAAUAAAUUUGGAUUUAUAUACGUUCGAAUUUGGUGUCAUGUACAUUUAAAAUAUUAGAGAAAGGAGAUAACGAUAGGCGAACGAUCCGUGACGAAUACGUCGCGCGUCGGCGCAUUAUUUUCGUCAUUUCUUCGUGUAUAAUAUGUUACAUGAAUCUGUAUACAAUAUGGAUAUAAAUCGUAAUGAUUAAUAAAUUAGUUUUUACGGCAUCUCUUUAUUAAAAUAACGAUAAUAUCAAAAGUUUUGUAAAAAGCGGUGGGUACCUCCGCCGCCCCGAUUUCGUGCACCAAUGCACUUUCUUAUUGGAAUAUUACAUUAUAUAACGUACAUAAUACUAUGAGAUAUAUAAUCAUACAGCCUUUCGGGGCGCGUGUGUAUGGCGAUGUAUGUAUACACAUUGUGCAAUGUACAUAUACCUAUUAUAAUACAAUGAUUUAAGACAAGGUUCACAUCGUGCCGUGUGUAUGUGGUAAUAAAUAUAAUAUGGACAUUGUUCAAACAAUAA